CCGAACUACUUCCUGUUUUGUUUUUUCUUUCGCUCCGUGGAGUCGGGCAGCUAUGGAAUUUGUUUGGCGACAAGAAGACGAGAAGUGUGAGCUGCCCGCGAUGAACCGCAGUCUGUCCCCACUGCGGCGGAUCUUAUAAACCCAGCACAAGCGAUACGGUCCGUGUUACUUCGGAUAUCCGCCCCUACACCGCCGGGGAGAUGGCACUGAGCUCGGGUGGCUGGGCUCCAGCCCCGAUGCCUGCCUCGUCCCAAGCCGUGUACGGCGGGCCUACGGUGGCGUGCUGCAACACCGUCUUGAUGUCGGUCCGGGUGUCGGUGUGCCACUCGGGGAUUCGGCCUCUGUGCCUCCCCGGGGCCGGCAACGAAGCCCUCCGCUUACAGCUCAGCAUGGACCCGAGCCGGGCGGGAGAGUUUCGCCUGGCCCUGCGAGACACAAGCGGAAGCCGCAGUGUGUUCAUCGCAGAGUUUGACCUGCGCUCGGUGCAGUACGAGGUAAAGUCUCCUCGCUCUCAUGAGAUGCGUUUAGCCGCUCCGCCCCAUGACUGCAUCCGCUUCAAUUUCCGCUGUGACCGAGAGGCCGAGGAGUGGGCCACAGUGGUGAUGUCUUCACUAAGAGAGGCACACAGAGUUGCAAACAUUAGCACACAUGAAUCUGACGACAGACGGCUCCACACAGCAGCAGCUAUAGAGCAGUGGAGUUCAGCCUCUCUGCCGCUCACAGAGGAGCUAUGCUUGGAGCUUGCCAGGGCGAUUGAAGCGGGUGACACUCAAGCUGCGUCCCAGCAUGCAUCGUCUCUGGCUCGACAGAAAGCAGCGCUGACAAUUCAGCUCUCUGAAAAGAGCUACGCAGAUGGAGAGAUUAGUUUAUCUGUGGCAGUGGAAGAUGUCUCUUCAUCCUGCUGCGUCACCGUGAAAGUCUUUCCCCACAUGACUGUGGCUGCGCUCAAGCAACAGGUGUUUCUGGAGUACGGCUUCCAUCCUCGCGUGCAGCGCUGGGUGAUUGGCCAGUGCUUGUGCACCGAGCCGAGGUCUCUUGCCUCCUACGGGGUCCAGAAGGACGGGGACACAGCGUACCUGUACCUGGUCUCCGCCCGCCAAGCCCGUCUGACCCGCCAGGUGUUCCAGCAGGACCAGGAGAGCGCUCUUCUCGCCCCGCCUCCUCCGCCAAGCAACGGCCCUGCCUCCCAAGACUGGAGGGGCUACAGCACCCUGCCCUCCAGGCUCACCCACAACGCUCAGGGGAGCUCAAGCGGUGGAGGUGACAGAACCAGCGGGAGCGAAAUCAAGGACUCCCUCAACUUGGAGUCUUUGCAGCUGAACGACAAACCCAGCAAAGCCAGUAAAUCACAGACAGAGUGGGCUUGUCCCUCGUGCACUUUCAUCAACAAGCCCUCCCGUCCCGGCUGUGAGAUCUGCGCUACAGCCAGACCCGACACACACAGGCACAGCCGCAUCCAGCAGGAGAAAGGAAGGCGGGAGGAUCGGGGAGAGCCCGGUUUAAGCAGUAGCUGACUUUUCCAGCAACGUGAUCUGGUCGGGCUCCCUCUCUCUCGCUCUCUCACACUUACACAUUUACACACACACACACACACACCAAGUGAGAUGGCUAAUUCUGUUGGUUACCUCACCGAUACUGAACGCAUACUCAUGUCAGGACUGUCAAAGUGCACUGAGGGUCACGACGGCUAGCUGGCUGGCUGGCUGGUGAAGACUGCAGCAGUAAAGGCACUGUAGCGCGACACAGAGCUCCACUGGUCGAGGCUCACAUUAGGGAACCACAGACAGUGCAACAAGAAAUAACUGUUUAACACAUUUGCUCAUGGGCAGACUUCUUCAUUAUUUAUUUGAAGGGGUGGAUGGGCGCUGCAAAACACUGCAGACCAAACCAAUAUUUAUUUUCGGGGGUGGGGUGGGGGUGAUCAUCAAAGUUCUUCUUAAUCAAAUGCAAGUGAAAGUUAGAGAAUGUCACACUUUCCGUUUCUGCCAACUGUGAAAUGAAAGGAAAGUUCAGAGCAUUGUACAACACCUGAUUUGGUUUGUACCAAAAUAAUUUACUAAAUAAAAAUAAUAAUAAUAAUUAAUAACAAUGCCAUGAGUGGGAAGAGGAAGAUUGCUGUGUUUACAGGGUUGUAAAGUGCUUUUAUUUUUUAUAACAUUGUAUCAAGUGUAUUAUUUUUAAUAUGAUGCGUUGAUGUUGAUGUUCGUUUAACUCUUCAUCUCAUUUUACUCUGUUCAUUCUGAGCUGUGAGUCACAGAACGAUUUGUUUUAUCAGUACGUUAUACUGUUUAACGGUGUCAACUGAAUAAACGAAAUUAAAACAGAA
Messenger RNA from Myripristis murdjan (pinecone soldierfish), 2326 nucleotides. RefSeq names its product SHANK-associated RH domain interacting protein (gene sharpin). The record is from RefSeq and is a predicted model, not a curated record. Lineage: Eukaryota; Metazoa; Chordata; Actinopteri; Holocentriformes; Holocentridae. Gene Ontology annotation, cellular component: LUBAC complex. Gene Ontology annotation, molecular function: ubiquitin binding; ubiquitin-protein transferase activity. The transcript is spliced from 9 exons. Gene Ontology annotation, biological process: protein linear polyubiquitination; positive regulation of canonical NF-kappaB signal transduction; proteasome-mediated ubiquitin-dependent protein catabolic process. Bases 201 to 1514 code for a protein of 437 amino acids.